This is a messenger RNA of Lynx canadensis (Canada lynx), 1725 nucleotides long. RefSeq names its product proteasome 26S subunit, non-ATPase 14 (gene PSMD14). Gene Ontology annotation, biological process: proteasome-mediated ubiquitin-dependent protein catabolic process; protein deubiquitination. Lineage: Eukaryota; Metazoa; Chordata; Mammalia; Carnivora; Felidae. The record is from RefSeq and is a predicted model, not a curated record. The coding region runs from base 475 to 1407 and encodes 310 amino acids. Gene Ontology annotation, cellular component: proteasome regulatory particle, lid subcomplex. Gene Ontology annotation, molecular function: proteasome binding; metallopeptidase activity; protein binding. The transcript has 12 exons.
GCUAACUUCCGUCCCGCCCUCCCAGCCUCGCCUGGAGAAGCGGGGUUGCCCGUGCCGUCCGGGUGGCGCAGGCCUCCGGGACGCCCGCCGAACUCCCGAGCCGUCUCCAAUUGGCCGUCGGGGGAACGGAAGCCGAAGCAGAGGAGUGAACCCGGAAGUGCUUCGCCGCGGAGGCCCGGGCGACUCUUUUGAAUGGAAUCGGGCUGAUUCAUCGCCGGUUCGCGGAGCCAGAGCCCGGCGGAGUCUGAGUCGCCGCUGCAGCUACUGCCGUCUUCGCCGCCUCCGCAUCACCGCAGGUGGGAGACGAGAAUCCAGACCGCGGCCUCCCGUCCCCGCCCGCUUUCAGGAGAGAGAGAGAAAAAAAGUACUUGGGAAAAGUUAUACCUGUCAGUAUUAGCAGGAGCUUAAGAAGAAAUUUGUCAAACAACGAAUUGAAGCUUAACACCACAAGAGUUGUAGUUGCUGACCAGAAAUAUGGACAGACUUCUUAGACUUGGAGGAGGUAUGCCUGGACUGGGCCAGGGGCCACCCACAGAUGCUCCUGCAGUGGACACAGCAGAGCAAGUAUAUAUUUCUUCCCUUGCACUGUUAAAAAUGUUAAAGCAUGGUCGUGCUGGAGUUCCAAUGGAAGUUAUGGGUCUUAUGCUUGGAGAAUUUGUUGAUGAUUACACCGUCAGAGUGAUUGAUGUGUUUGCUAUGCCACAGUCAGGAACAGGUGUCAGUGUGGAGGCAGUUGAUCCAGUGUUCCAAGCCAAAAUGUUAGAUAUGUUGAAGCAGACAGGAAGGCCUGAGAUGGUUGUUGGUUGGUAUCACAGUCACCCUGGCUUUGGUUGUUGGCUUUCUGGUGUGGAUAUCAACACUCAGCAGAGCUUUGAAGCCUUGUCGGAGAGAGCUGUGGCAGUGGUUGUGGAUCCCAUUCAGAGUGUAAAAGGAAAGGUUGUUAUCGAUGCCUUCAGAUUGAUCAAUGCUAAUAUGAUGGUCUUAGGACAUGAACCAAGACAAACAACCUCAAAUCUGGGUCAUUUAAACAAGCCAUCCAUCCAGGCGUUAAUUCACGGACUAAACAGACACUACUACUCCAUUACUAUUAACUACCGAAAAAAUGAACUGGAACAGAAGAUGUUGCUAAAUUUGCAUAAGAAGAGUUGGAUGGAAGGUUUGACACUUCAGGACUACAGUGAACACUGUAAACACAAUGAAUCAGUGGUAAAAGAGAUGUUGGAAUUAGCCAAGAAUUACAAUAAGGCUGUAGAAGAAGAAGAUAAGAUGACACCUGAACAGCUGGCAAUAAAGAAUGUUGGCAAGCAGGACCCCAAACGUCAUUUGGAGGAACAUGUGGAUGUACUUAUGACUUCAAAUAUCGUCCAGUGUUUAGCAGCUAUGUUGGAUACUGUCGUAUUUAAAUAAAACAAUGCAAAAGGCUAUUAGUGAUACUUUUCAGCGUAUAUUCCUCUAUUGUUCCUAAUGCUCAAAAUCAAGGGACCUCUGAAGGUGUGUUUGGUUCAAUGUAAGACAUCUGGCAUCAUUUGCAGCACUGUAACACCUUCAGUCUCAGUUGUGCAAUUACUUCUGUUUCUUUAGUCAGGGUCUUUGCAGAUUCCAAAGUUGUAUAAGAAUACAUCAAAGUGGACAAAUUUUGUUAAGAUCCCAUUUAAUAUUUGAAGAAAACAGUAACACAAAUAUAUUUUGAUUGUUGCUUACAAAAUAAAAUACAUUUACAAUCUA